GGACGGUGAUCUAUUGCCUUGGUUUCGAAAGUGAAUCCAUGAAAACUCCGAUGUCCAUCUAUUUUUCUUUUGUGGGUUCAGCCCAGGAAAGGGAAUUCUAGGUCAACUCAUUUGCCUGCAAGUUGGCAUGGCCAGUGCACCCCCACCCCCACCACCGUUAAAUAAUGAUAUCAAUGCCAUUUUAGCGCCAAUAUUGAGCCAGUUUUCUUUCCCGCAGCUGGAAUCCGUUCUUUACGCUUAUCUUCCUACUAGGAUCGAUCGAUUGGUCCACAAAACUGGGAUAUACGCUGUCGAUACGUUUGUAGUCACCGCUUCCGUGACCUUGGUCUUGGUGGCUGCCAAGCUUUUGUUCCAUUUUUUCACUCGUACACUCAAAGGCGAUAAGCGGACCGACCGACCGUUGAACGAUGGCGAGAUUACAGUCGUCAUUGAGCCUACUACUCAGGACGACUAUCGCUCCACCUCCAACAUCUUUCAUCAAGCCUUGUCGUUUCUGAUAUCUGAGCAGGCCCAAACAAAAUCUAGAGGUCGUUAUACCCUCAAACCUGAUCUCCAAGUCGAUCACGAUGCAUUGGAACCACCGGCAUUUAAUAUGCAACCUCAGCCGGAUCAAGAGCACAUCAUUGAACAUGACAAGGUGCACUUUCGCAUUUCUUUUGAACAAAACGGGCAAGCCUCCAUGCUUCCCCGGGAUGAUACAGCGCCCAAAAUGCAACCGGAAAAUCAUGAUCCUUCCAUUCGCGUUACCACCGUGCCCAACGAUGAUUAUAAUAUCACCGUUUCCACGAUUGCCACAUUUUUAACGGCCGUGGCAAAAGAUUACAUCCAUCAUACCGAGUCUCUGAGAAAGCUGACUCGGUCACGAUACGAUUACACGAGUCCCGGUAAAUGGACACGCACUUGCACGCUUUACGAAACCCAAGGAUUAGACACCGUAGCAUUGAGUCCUGAAACGGAAUCGCUGAUACGGGACGAUCUCCAAUCGUUCAUGAACAAUCAAUCCUUCUACCAGAGGACAGGGUUUCCUUAUCGCCGUGGUUACUUGUUGCAUGGCAAUCCGGGCACCGGAAAAACAAGCCUCAUCUUUGCUAUUGCCUCGGCGUUAAAGCGGCAUUUAUACUUUAUCAAUCUGAAUUACAUUGACACCGAUGCUGAAUUGGUGCAGGCAUUCAUCAAUGUACCCGCCAACGCAAUCGUUGCUUUUGAGGAUAUCGACACCAUGACAACGACCGUGCAUAAGCGGAGCAUGACAUAUACAAAGCAUUCAAACGGAAGCACAGACCUUCCUCCCGAGCAUCGAUUCAAUCUCAGCACAUUCUUAUCCAUACUCGAUGGCCACACAUUGGAAGACGGCAUCAUUUUUAUCAUGACCACCAAUCAUCAUGACAUUCUUGAUCCAGCGAUUGUUCGACCAGGACGGAUGGAUGUGCAUCUUCAUUUGACGUAUGCAACCCAUUACCAAAUCCGGCGCAUCUAUACCAUGGUGAUCGGCACAGAAGACGGAUCCACACUCGAUAAUAUUUAUGCCGAAUUUGAACAAGAGAUCCCUGAAUUUGUCAUACCGCCCAGCGAGAUCAUGCAGACCAUGGUCGCCUAUCGUCAUCAGAAAGAGAGUAUUCGGCGCAAAUUACGCCAUAUUGCGCAAAAAUAUAAACCUUUAGACUGAAGUUCAAGUGUACAAAUAGAAAAAUGGACUGUCGAUCCACAGUUUUGAUUACUUGUUGGAUGGGAA
Radiomyces spectabilis is the source of this 1732-nucleotide messenger RNA. RefSeq names its product P-loop containing nucleoside triphosphate hydrolase protein. Lineage: Eukaryota; Fungi; Mucoromycota; Mucoromycetes; Mucorales; Radiomycetaceae. The coding region runs from base 128 to 1666 and encodes 512 amino acids. Gene Ontology annotation, molecular function: ATP hydrolysis activity; ATP binding. The record is from RefSeq and is a predicted model, not a curated record. The transcript is spliced from 6 exons.